AUUACAGUCAGCUGCUAUUCAGAGAUUUAAUGCCACAGGGAGAUCAUGAUGUCGGAGUCUUUCUUCCACUGGGCUUUUGGAGUAACCGAGCCUGACUGUUAUGGAGCCAUUGAUGUGGACUCUGGGAAAUCCAUCCUUUUUGUUCCCAAACUGCCCGAGAGCUAUGCUACUUGGAUGGGAGAGAUCUUUCCUAAAGAGCACUUUAAGGAGAAGUAUGCGGUUGAUGAGGUGCAUUACACCUGUGACAUUGUUGAUGUCCUGUCCAACCUGACUGCAGCAGUGCUCCUAACACUGCUUCCAAGUGAACAACACUCUUUUGCACCCUGUCAUUAUGGAAUGCCGUUUGACUAAGACUGAUAUGGAGCUGGAGGUCUUGCGAUACGCCAACCGGAUUUCCAGUGAAGCUCAUAAAAUGGUAAGAUCUUUCUCGGACAGACAGAAGAUGUGCAAGGGUGCUAAAAGUAAGUAGGUUUUAAAAUUUCAAAACAAUAAAAGAAAGGAGCAGAAAGAAAAGAAACAUUCAGAACAUGAAUAUAAACGGGCAGAGUAUGGCAGUAUCAAGCAGUUUCAGUUUAAAAAUCGUCCAAGGAUUCAAGAUGCCAGGAUCCUCUAAGGCUAUAAACUGUUU
Centropristis striata (black sea bass) is the source of this 628-nucleotide messenger RNA. RefSeq names its product xaa-Pro dipeptidase-like. Lineage: Eukaryota; Metazoa; Chordata; Actinopteri; Perciformes; Serranidae. The record is from RefSeq and is a predicted model, not a curated record. Gene Ontology annotation, molecular function: manganese ion binding; metalloaminopeptidase activity. The coding region runs from base 46 to 351 and encodes 101 amino acids. The transcript has 6 exons.